Lycium barbarum (goji berry) is the source of this 2103-nucleotide messenger RNA. Its product is annotated as transcription termination factor MTERF5, chloroplastic-like. The record is from RefSeq and is a predicted model, not a curated record. Bases 232 to 1395 code for a protein of 387 amino acids. Gene Ontology annotation, cellular component: chloroplast. Gene Ontology annotation, biological process: chloroplast organization; regulation of DNA-templated transcription. NCBI's taxonomy places the organism in Eukaryota, Viridiplantae, Streptophyta, Magnoliopsida, Solanales, Solanaceae. The transcript has a single exon. Gene Ontology annotation, molecular function: double-stranded DNA binding.
GUAAUAGUAACAAUUCCACAGAGAGUAGGAGUAGCCAUUGCUUUACUCGUAAUGUUGGUUCGUAAGUCCUUUAUUUCGAAUCAAGAUUGUCGUUUCUAUUUCUCCCAGGUUGUUAUUUCCUCAUGUUAACCAAACCCUAAAUCCGACUUGGUCCAACUCCAUGUUUUGUUUAGAGGAUUACAUUCUCAUAUGAGAUUGAUUAUUUAAUAUUUAGGAUAAUUUUUGGUAGUGAUGAAAACCUGCUUAAGGCUCAUCACAUUCAAAGGUCUAGCUGUAUCCCCCCACAAUUCAAGAUUUCACUGCAAUGGCUUUGGAGACUCCGUUUCUUUGUACAGUUUCAGGUCUCAAUAUCUCUAUUCAACCCCUGCCCCGACCCAUUUCUUGGUGAAAUACCUCGUUGAUUCUCUCGGUUUCUCCGAAAAGGAAGCAAUAUUGGCAUCUUCCAAGGUAACUUCAUGUAAAACCCCAAAGAAUCCUGAUUUAGUCAUCGAUUUCUUGAUACAAACUGGUUUGGACAAGACCCAGAUGAAAAAAAUGGUUUCUGCAGUACCCAAAUUGCUAUUCUCUGAUGCUUCCAAGACCUUAAAACCCAAAUUCCAGUGCCUUAUGGAUCUCGGGCUAUCUGGGUCGGACCUGGUGAAUGUAGUUGCUAAAGAUACACAAAUUAUUGAAAGAGGUUUAGAUACUCAUAUGAGACCUACCAUUGAUUUGCUUAGAAGAACUUUGGGCAGUGAUGAUAAUAUAGUUAAGGCUAUAAAGAGAUUUCCUUGGUUGCUUACUUUUGGUGCUCGUCAUAUUAUGGAGACUAAUCUAUUGUUGUUGAAAAACUCUGGUGUUCCUGAUGUGAGAAUAAAAGAACUUGUGCUUCGAAAUCCUAGAUGUAUUGUAAAAAUUGUGCCUCAGCGGUUUAAGGGUUUGUUGCAUAGGGUGGAGAACGAAUUUCGAGUUCCGCGUGACUCCCCUAGUUUUCUUUAUGGAUUUCAAGUGUUAACCUCGCAAAAGACGUCUAUGUUGGAUAGGAAGUUUGGAGUUUUCAAGAGUUUUGGAUGGUCUGAUGAUGAUAUACUCGAGAUGUUCCGGAAGCAGCCUUUUUGUGUUGGUCUCUCAGAAGUUAGAAUUCAGAAAGCUCUGAAUCUUUUCAUGAAGGAGCUUGGUUUUGAACCUGCUUACUUGGUUUCUCAUCCUGCAAUUUUGGGCUAUAGCCUGGAAAAAAGGGUGGUACCUCGGAUGCAAGUCUUGAAAAUUUUGGACGAAAAGAAGCUUGAGAGGAGAAAGUUGGCUCUUUAUAGUGUGUUGAGCAUAGCAGAGUCAAAGUUCAUAGAGUAUUUUGUGCUGCCCUACAAGUAUCAGAUACCUGAUUUGUAUAAACCACUCAAGAAAAUUGUGGCUCCUUAACAGUUUUAGUUUACUUUUGGCACUAUCGGUGCUGAGAUCUUUCUAAAUCUUCAGUUGUAGUCCACCACAUUUUCCCGUUUUCAUUUUUCAGUUUGACAUGGUCGGUGUUGCUAAACAUUAUUCAUGAAAGGCCUACCUCAUAUUUACAAGGCUGAACUGUUGUAAGCUAUAUGCAAAAUCAAGCUUACCAUCAAAACCUGUACAGAUUCAAUAGAUCCCAUUGAUAAACUAAUUCCCUUUGGCAUUAUGUCAAAUACUUUUUGUGCUACGGCAUUGGUUAUAUGAUGUAAGGGUCUGAUUUUCUCUUUGAUAUGGAUGACAGAAGGAAGUAUGGUUUUCCCAGUUGGAACCUUCUCAUAUUAUGUCUGAUUUGAUCCCAUUAACAUUUUGCAUGAGUUGUUUGCUAAUCUAUACAUUUAAAAGGUUAGCUCCAUAAGCCCUACCUUUUAAAACCCAAUGUGGUCCGGCCCUUCCCUAGACCCUACGCAUAGCGGUAGCUUGGUGCACUAAGAUGUCCUGUACCUUAAAGCUUUAGUCUUUGUCCAAUCUUUAUUGUGAAGAUGAACAUUUUUUGUCAUUUCCUACAUUCUAGUCCUUGAAAUGAUUUUGUCCUACUUACUCUGUAAUGUAUGUAAAACUCUUAUUUAUCACAACCUUAUAUGUUUGAGGUAUGUGUCUCUGGAAGAUUAGAGUCAGGGAAACAUCAUU